AUGUGUUAUGAACGGAGGGAGUGGAUGAAGAUGAUGAAGACAAGAGGGAGAUGCUUAUACACGUUUAUGUGGUUAAAUGAGGCUAAGGUGGAGCUUCGUGAUGUUGACAGUGGUAACAAAGUGAACGAAAGAUUGCGUACUGAUGAGGCACUUGAAAGAGUAUUUGUUGAAGAAAAGUCGUUCACUUACCUUUAUACUGAUGAAGAAACAGACAGUGUUGUGCUAAUGGAGUGA
Messenger RNA from Ilex paraguariensis (yerba mate), 234 nucleotides. NCBI's taxonomy places the organism in Eukaryota, Viridiplantae, Streptophyta, Magnoliopsida, Aquifoliales, Aquifoliaceae. The record is from the annotation of a GenBank genome assembly.